AUGGUCUUUCUGCUAGCGGUGAACAGUUUUAACCUGGGAACUAUCAUGGCCAACGAAAUACCAGAUCCCAUCAACGAUGGUCAGACUUCCGAGAGGAAUGUCGAAGCACAGAGCACAUUUGCAUCUACUUUAGUCGUGGAUGUGGAAAAGUCACUGCAUGGUAAAGGAACGGACGCCAGCAAGUCCUACAGAAGGCCGAAUGGCGUGUCUAUUCGCACUCCUACAAACCAGGCUGGCAGUAAUGCAGUCUAUGCUGCCAAAGCACAGCUGUUGAAUCAGGCACUGGCUGACAUGCAAAUGGGCUUAUACCAAUGGGUGCUCUUCAUCAUCACCAGCGCCGGAUGGUUUCUGGAUAGUUUCUGGACGAUGUCGUUCGUCGUUAUCGCCCCGUCGGCUUCAAACGAAGCCCAGUUCUUCUUUCCCGGAGAUAAAUCGUCCUACCUCUUCGUCAGUCUAGCUGUAGGCCUGACUGCUGGUGCAACUGCCUGGCCAUGGAUGUCAGACAUCCUGGGUCGUCGGUGGAUCUUCACCAGCACGAUCGUCCUGAUGGGCAUGGGAGGACUAGUCGGUGCCGGCAUGCCUUCCUUCACCGGCCUCUGUGUCGUCGGCUUCGUGGUCGGCUUUGCCGUCGCAGGUAAUCAGCUCGUUGACGCCAUUAUCCUGAUCGAGUCUCUUCCGGCUUCCCAUCAAUUCCUGAUUACCGUGCAAGGGGCGUUCUGGGGAUUGGGCCAGCUAGUCUCAGCCGCAGUCGGAUGGGCGUUCAUCGCAGGGUAUACCUGCGGCACCGGCCCCGACGCCAUCAGCACAUCACAAGCUCUGUCGACACACGCCUCCCGAGCCGAAGGCUCAGCGCAGAGCAGCUCAUCCUGCCACUACGUUUCCAACAAAGGAUGGCGCUACGUAUGGUGGACAUUCGGCUGCAUCACGCUAUUCCUCUACCUCUGCCGUUUCACAUUCCCCCUGCGUGAGACCCCCAAAUACCUCCUCUCCAAGCGCCGCGACGCCGAAGCAGCGCAACUAGUCAACGACAUGGCGACCUACACCAAACGCCGCACCUGGCUCGACGAGACCUCCUUCGCCCGAGUCGACUCCACCAUCGACGCCACCGCAUCCCGACGAACUCCACGCUUCCGCUCCCUCAUCUUCGCCCUCCGACCCACCGGCCUGCCGAUCCUCUGUCUCCUCUGGGCCCUCACCGGCCUCACCUUCCCCCUCCACAAAACCUCCCUCACCACCUACCUCUCCACCACGCACAACAUCGCCCCCAUAACCGCAACAACAGUAACAACCAACUACCUCUACAGUCGCUACCUCUACACCUCCCUCUGCGCAAUCCCCGGCCCCAUAGCCGCAGGCAUCCUAAUCCAAACCAAGGCCCUGGGCCGCAAACGCACCGGCUCCGCAAUCGCCCUCCUCACCGGCCUCUUCAUGCUCCUUGCCACGCUGGCACAGUCCCGGAAUGGCCUGUUGGCAUUCGAAUGCAUACUGUCCUUCCUGCAGUAUGCCGGGCUAGCCGUUCUGACGACGUACACGGUGGAGAUCUUCGCAGCCCCGGUUCGUGGCUUCGGGGUCGCUGUCAUGGGCUUCUGCUGGGGGUUAUUUGCCCUGGUGGCGAUGAUCGUGAAUACCUUUGCGGGGAGUGUGGCUGCCGGUGGUGCGGCGGUUUGGUUUUCUGGUGCCGUUUGGGUGCUUUUGGCGGGGGCUUGGUUGGGGGUUCCUGAAACUCGGGGGGGUGCUGCUGCAUAG
Messenger RNA from Aspergillus bombycis, 1746 nucleotides. RefSeq names its product sugar transporter. The coding region runs from base 1 to 1746 and encodes 581 amino acids. The record is from RefSeq and is a predicted model, not a curated record. The transcript is spliced from 3 exons. Gene Ontology annotation, molecular function: transmembrane transporter activity. NCBI's taxonomy places the organism in Eukaryota, Fungi, Ascomycota, Eurotiomycetes, Eurotiales, Aspergillaceae. Gene Ontology annotation, cellular component: membrane. Gene Ontology annotation, biological process: transmembrane transport.